AUGACCGUUCUGCAGGCACUCACCCUCUAUACUAUUUGUGGCAGAUUCAACGCUCAAGGCCCCGAAGUUAAGAGCUUAACCAGGCUUGCCAUAACAAUAGCAUUUGAAAUUGGACUGAACGACGAGAAUUUACGCAUAAAUAUCACGCCAUUUGAAGCUGAAAUGCGACGUCGAAUAUGGUGGCAAAUCUUCGUUCUUGACACUCGGAUAGCAGAAGACGACAUCUCAGAGCCAUGCAUCUUGGAGUCUCAGUUCCAAAACAAAUUUCCAUCGAGCAUCAGCGAUGCUGACCUCGACCAUGAUAUGAGUGAAAUACCAAAAGCCCAACCCGGCAAGAGUGAGAUGCUGUUCAGUCUGGUCAGACUCGAAACCAGCUAUUUCACACGCCUGGUACUUUUCUCGGAUCAAUUUACCGAAAAGAAUUCCUAUCCCACCAUUUCAACCUCCCAAGAGAAGUGUAAAGCAAUUGAUCGGUUCAAAGAACGCAUAGAGCUCGAAUACCUUUCGCAUUGCGACACUUCCAUCCCUCUGGAUUUUGUCACUGCUGAAUCUUGUCGUUUGAUCAUCGCAAAACUCAAGCUCACGGUAACCAAGCCACAAAACAGAGAAAGCCAACAGGUUCUUACUCAAGAGAGCUUUCGUGAAACUUGCACGGAGAUUCUCAAGCGAGCUAAAGAAUUUCGUCUCCAUGAGCGGAGCAAGCGGUGGUUAUGGAUAUUUCAGACCUACAUUGAAUGGGAUGCUCUGACUUAUCUGCUCAUCAGCUUAUCUAUUUCGCCGCUGGGGGAUGGAGUGGACACGGCAUGGACGGCUGCUGAAGAAGUUUUUCAAUAUUGGGACGUGAUUAGUGACUCUCGCGGAUGUUCACGCUGGAGUCGUAUCGUAGGCUUUCACACACAGGCUUUGACCGCGAGGGAAAUGGCUUUGAGCAAUCCCAGUGUAUUCAGGCCAUCAUCGAAUGGGGACGGCCAGCUUGAAGACUCUGAAUUGAUCGCAACAAACAAACCCGAACCAAUUCCAUCAGCUGACACUAUGGCUUCACUGCCAUUAUACCCAGCAUCUCAAGUGAUUGAGCGACUGGACUCCUCGGUGCAACCUCAAGGUUCUUUUAAUCGGACAAGCGAAGAUCAAAGUGCAGAAGCAGCUAGAGAGCCUUUAGGUAUUCCUAGCUCAGGCACAGCUUGUCAGUGGAGUGCUGCGCUCUUUGAGCAGUAUUUCGAUGUUCUAAAUUCAGAACAGCAUGACGCGCCAUGGUUUUGA
Molecule: messenger RNA, 1260 nt
Organism: Penicillium atrosanguineum
Lineage: Eukaryota; Fungi; Ascomycota; Eurotiomycetes; Eurotiales; Aspergillaceae
Product: transcription factor domain-containing protein
Exons: 2
Coding region: 1-1260 (419 amino acids)
Biological process (GO): DNA-templated transcription
Molecular function (GO): zinc ion binding; DNA binding
Source: RefSeq, a predicted model, not a curated record